Passer montanus (Eurasian tree sparrow) is the source of this 2084-nucleotide messenger RNA. RefSeq names its product LTV1 ribosome biogenesis factor (gene LTV1). The coding region runs from base 280 to 1698 and encodes 472 amino acids. Gene Ontology annotation, cellular component: preribosome, small subunit precursor; cytosol; nucleus. NCBI's taxonomy places the organism in Eukaryota, Metazoa, Chordata, Aves, Passeriformes, Passeridae. The transcript is spliced from 11 exons. The record is from RefSeq and is a predicted model, not a curated record. Gene Ontology annotation, biological process: ribosomal small subunit export from nucleus; ribosomal small subunit biogenesis.
AACUGGGAAAACAUGUCUCCGACGAGCGUCCUGCUGGGGUCCACCGACCCUCUCUUUUUUCAGCAUAUUAUUUCAGUCUGACAAAAUACUCGUUGUUUUGUAUUUUUUUAACUGGGAAACAAAAACUUACAAACCUGGGCGGCCUGGCCGCUUACCUGGUUCCCCCCGUUGGUCAGUGGUGCAUCCCAAGAUGGAGGGCGCAGCCCUGGGACACUGACGCCUGGCCCGCGUGGGAGCGAGCGGGGUUCGGGACAGCGGGAGCGGCCGGGGGACAGCGCCAUGCCUCACAAGAAGAAAAAGCCCUUCAUAGAGAAGAAGAAAGCGGUGACAUUUCACUUAGUGCACCGAAGUCAGAGGGAUCCUCUUGCUGCUGAUGAUACUGCACCCCAGAGGGUUCUGCUGCCCACUCAGAAAGGGCAUGAGGAGCGAAGAAGGGAAGAGCAGCGCAAGUAUGGUGUCUUCUUUGAUGAUGACUAUGACUAUCUGCAGCACCUCAAAGAAGCCUCUGGUCCCUCUGAGCUUGUCCCAUCUGUGCGUGGACAGCAAAGCAGAAUUGUCAUCACAAAUGAGGGGCACAUAGAGGAUGAAAUUCAGAGAAUUUCAGCUCCAUCCAUUAAGUUGCCUUCCUCAGUGUUUGCCACAGAGUUUGAAGAGGAUGUUGGAUUGUUGAAUAAAGCUGCUCCUGUUUCAGGACCACGCCUAGAUUUUGACCCAGAUAUUGUUGCAGCUCUUGAUGAUGAUUUUGACUUUGACAAUCCAGAAAAUAUUCUGGAAGAUGAUUUUGUUCUGCAAGCAAAUAAACCACAGAAGCGGGGACCUGAUGCUGAGGAUGAAGAUGAAUGGGAAGAUAUGGAAGAUGAUAGUGAUGAAAAGGAUAGCUGCAGUACUGAUGGAGACUAUGAUUCAGAAGGUCCUUUGUCAGAUGGUGAGGUUAAUGGACAGCCAAAAGAAUUCCUUUUCAUGCAAGAAGAAACCAGGAGUCGUUUCACAGAAUAUUCUAUGACAUCUUCAGUAAUAAGACGGAAUGAGCAGUUGACCCUCUUGGAUGACAGAUUUGAGAAGUUUUAUGAACAAUUUGAUGAAGAUGAGAUUGGAGCCUUAGAUAACGUGGAGUUAGAAGGCUACAUUAACACAGACAAUGCUCGGCUGCAGGAAGUCCUGGAUGAUUACUACAAAGAGAAAGCAAAGAAUUGUGUGAAAUUGGAUGCUCUUGAACCUGAUGAAGAUUUGGACUCUCCAGCAAAUGAAGAAAGUGAGGAGGAAAAGGAAGAAAUAGUAACUGUAGUUAUUGAGGAGCCAAAAGAAAAGUGGGAUUGUGAAUCCAUUUUGAGUACUUAUUCAAACUUAUAUAAUCACCCAACACUUAUUAAGGAGCCAUCAAAGCCCAAACCAAUAAAAAUUUCUCAGAAGACUGGAAUUCCCCUACACAUCCUGCCUCAGAAGGGUCUCACUGCUAAGCAGGUGGAGCGCAUGCAAAUGAUAAAUGGCAGUGACCUGCCAAAAGCAUCAACACAGCCUCGUUCCAAAGCUGAGAGCAAAGAGGAUCGCAAAGCCAGAAAACAGGCAAUAAAAGAGGAGCGAAAGGAACGCAGAAUGGAGAAGAAAGCCAACAAGCUGGCCUUCAAACAGGAGAAGACAAGACAAGAGAAAGAGUUGCUCAAUCUGAAACAAAAUGUGCAAGGUCUGAAGCUGUCCUGAUGAAACUGAGAAACUUACUAUGGAACUAUCCCUAAUUUUUCAUUUGUGUUGGAAGGGAACUGCUAAAUCACACCUUUGCCAGUCCUGCUCAAAGAGGGUUCUUCAAAUCUCACUGUAACAAGACCCAGUAAUUUGUCAUUUUUCUGAAGUGAAAUUCUAUAUAAAAUAAUGUAUUGGUGGUAUCUAUUCUGUCAUGAGUGACAUGGCAAUUGCUGCAAAGUUUCAUUACAGCAGAAAUGUAUUAAAAUUACAAAUAUUUUUCUUACUAGUUAUCACUGAACAAAGUUUAUAUGUAUUUGUUGAAUGUAUUCAACAAAUCAGCAGAAUCCUACAGAUUUGAUCUGAUUAGAUUCUUCUAUUAAAUUAUUUCAGUUUACAAAACAGUA